This is a messenger RNA of Spodoptera littoralis (African cotton leafworm), 2388 nucleotides long. The record is from the annotation of a GenBank genome assembly. NCBI's taxonomy places the organism in Eukaryota, Metazoa, Arthropoda, Insecta, Lepidoptera, Noctuidae.
AUGAUGGCAGCAAAUAAUUAUUUUGGGUUUACUCAUGGAGGAACCCAAUACGGAGCGGCAACGGCUAGUGCGGCCUACGGCGGGCAGACUGGAUAUGCCGUAGCUCCAGCUGCGACCGCCGCUACUUACGGCACCCAGCGCGCCGCGGCCACAGGAUACGACACUGCAUACCAGGCGGCAGCGGCCACGCAAGCGGCUCACGCGCACGCGCACGCGGCGGCUGCGGCGGCGUCGGCCUACGACGCCAGCAAGUCGGCCUACUACCAGCAAGCUGCGGCGGCCUACCCUGCCGCCGCACCGCCUCAACCGCAGCCCACUUACGACGCCACUGCCGCCAAACCAGCAUAUUCCACUCCAGCUACUUACGCCCAGUGUACUUCCAUGUACGCGCAGGGCGGGGCGCGCGCGGGCGGCGGCGGCGCCAAGGCGGCCUACGGCGGCGUCUACACCGCCACCACCGCCGCCACGUCCUACCCCACGCAGGCCUACACCGCCACGCCCGCGCAGCCCGCCAAACGUCAGUAUAUACACGUCAACAUAGAGCCAACCAACAGAGGCAAUACAGCAUAUGACACAGCUCUCUACAACGCAGCCACCAUGUAUGUGGCACAACAAAACAAGACUGGGGGAGGAACUGGGUGGAAGAACUACAAUAAGACUGGCGUCGGCGCAGGUCAGACUAGGCGUCCUAAACCUCCACCCAAGGCACAACAAUUGCACUACUGCGAUGUCUGCCGCAUCUCCUGCGCUGGACCACAGACGUACAAGGAGCACCUGGAGGGCCAGAAGCACAAGAAGAAGGAGGCGGCCGUGAAGCUGGCGGCGGCGGGCGCGGCGUGCGCGGCGGGGCGCGCGGCGGGCGGCGCGCUGCGCUGCGAGCUGUGUGACGUCACGUGCACGGGCGCGGACGCGUACGCGGCGCACGUGCGCGGCAUCAAGCACCAGAAGGUCGUCAAGCUGCACACCAUGCUCGGCAAGCCCAUCCCCUCCACUGAACCCACCAAGCUCUCGCAAGGACUACAUCGAGGAGAUACGGGAGACGACGGCAAGGCACUCAGCUUCAACUGCAAGCUCUGCGACUGCAAGUUCAACGAUCCCAACGCCAAGGAAAUGCAUAUGAAGGGCCGCCGUCACAGACUGCAGUAUAAGAAAAAGGUACAACCGGACCUGGAGGUGAAGGUGAAGCCGUCGAUGCACCAGCGCAAGUUGGCGGAGGCCAAGGCACAACGCAUGAUGGUGCGCGACGAGAUGUGGGCCCGGCGACGCAUGCACGAUGGCAUGGAGGAGGAAGACCGUAUGUACUGGGAGGGCGGCAUGGAGCCAUGGUGGGGACGUGGACCAGUACCGCCGCCCAUGCAUCAUCACCAUCAUGGCAUGGGCAUGCCGUACGGCGGCGUGGGGCGGCGGCCCGAGACGUCGGACGACCGCCACGUGCUGGGCAAGCACGCCGACAUCUACCCGCCCGACGCGCAGCUGCAGGACAUACAGCGCGCCGUCUCGCACACCGAGAAGGCGCUCAAGUCGCUCUCUGACGCGCUCGCUGAACAGGCCAAGCCCAAGGUUGCUGGUAAAGCUACUAAACCUGAAGAUCAAAAAAUUGAGAAACCAGAAGGGAAAGAGGACGGUCGGGACAAUCAGUUGUUCUCGUUCGCGUGCGAGGGCGAGGGCGGCGCGGGCGGCGCGGGCGCGCGCGCGCUGAAGGGCGCCAUGCGCGUGGGGCUGCUGGCCAAGGGGCUGCUGCUGCGCGGCGACCGGCGCGUGCGCCUCGUCGUGCUGUGCCACGACCGCCCCACCGUCACGCUGCUCAAGCGGGUCGCCACCGACCUGCCCGCGCAUCUCAACAAGGUCAAGGUGGAGCUGCAGGCGGCGGAGGGCGCCGUGUGCGUGUCGGACGGGGCGGUGUCGGUGCUGGUGAGCCUGACGUCGGCCGUGAUGCGCGAGCCCGCAGACGGUGGCGACAUAAAGCGAGACGACAAGGAUGUGCUACCGCGGCAGAAGUGUUUGGACGCGUUGGCCGCCCUUCGGCACGCCAAGUGGUUCCAGGCCAGGGCCGCCACGCUGCAGUCCUGCGUCAUCAUCAUCCGCGUCAUGCGCGACCUCUGCCGCCGCAUUCCCAACUGGACUCCGCUCAACCCCUACGCGAUGGAGUUGUUGGUGUCCGGCGUGAUGCAGUCUGCGGGCGCGGCGCUGUCGCCGGGCGAGGCGCUGCGCCGGGUGCUAGACAUGGAGCCGCUGCCUAAGCUGAAGCAUGCGACGGGAGCCUGGAAAUUCCCGCGCAAGCGCAGGCGCUCCAACACUGACACCGAACCUGACACGCCCAACGGUGAAGGUAAGGUUGUCAAGACAGAAGAGAAGAUGGAUGCAUCGGAGAAUCCCGCCAAGAAGUAA